This is a messenger RNA of Brachypodium distachyon (stiff brome), 1846 nucleotides long. Its product is annotated as alpha/beta hydrolase domain-containing protein 17B. The coding region runs from base 436 to 1536 and encodes 366 amino acids. Gene Ontology annotation, biological process: proteolysis. Gene Ontology annotation, molecular function: serine-type peptidase activity. The record is from RefSeq and is a predicted model, not a curated record. Lineage: Eukaryota; Viridiplantae; Streptophyta; Magnoliopsida; Poales; Poaceae. The transcript is spliced from 5 exons.
GAGCAGCAGCCACCGUCCAAACCUGAAACGGCUCGCUCACACCGUCACACGGCUUUGCUUUGACUCGAGGCAGCGCCACGCCAUUCUCACCCCCUUGGCCCUUCCCUUCCUCCCUCCUCGAGCAAAGCACACGGAUGCACGGAGCAGAGCAUCUCGAUUCCCCACACGCACCCGCUCCACUCUCCGGCUCGCUCCAGAGAGAGGCAGACACCAAGAACCAACCACACCUCGCGAGCCCAGUCCAGCUCCAGCAAACAAACAAACGAAAGAAACACACAACAAACAUCGAACCAGGAAAAAGGGAGAGCAGCAAACCGACCCCCCGGAGAACGAGGCGCAGGCAGGCAGGCAGGCAGAGCUCCCAAUUUGCAGUCGAAGCAGCACUAGUGGGGGGUGGGGAUCGAGCGGCCGGCGAGCGGUUGGGGAGGGACGGAGAUGGGAGGGGUGACGUCGAGCGUGGCGGCGAAGAUGGCCUUCUUCCCGCCGACGCCGCCGUCGUACGCGCUGGUGGAGGACCCCGCGGCGGGGGUCACCACUCUCGCCGGCCAGCCGCACAGGGAGAACGUCGAGGUGCUGCGCCUCCCCACCCGCAGGGGGAACACCGUCGCCGCGCUCUACGUGCGACACCCGGACGCCGCAUCCACCGUCCUCUACUCGCACGGCAACGCCGCCGACCUCGGCCACCUCUACCAGCUCUUCCUCCACCUCUCCUUCAGCCUCCGUGUCAACGUCCUCGGAUAUGACUAUUCAGGAUAUGGACAAUCAUCAGGAAAGCCAAGUGAACAAAACACUUAUGCUGAUAUAGAAGCUGCUUACAAGUGCCUCAUAGAGAACUUUGAUGCUAAGGAAGAAGAAAUAAUUCUUUAUGGACAAUCUGUUGGAAGUGGACCUACUGUUGAUUUGGCCAGUCGAUUGAAGAGACUGCGAGCUGUUGUCCUGCAUAGUCCUAUAUUGUCAGGAAUGAGGGUUAUGUAUCCUGUGAAACGAACAUACUGGUUUGACAUAUACAAGAAUAUUGAUAAAAUCCCUCAUGUCACCUGCCCUGUGCUCAUCAUACAUGGUACUGCUGAUGAAGUAGUGGAUUGGUCCCAUGGCAAGCAACUAUGGGAGCUCUGCAAAGAGAAAUAUGAGCCUUUGUGGCUGAGAGGAGGGAAGCACUGUGACCUGGAGCUCUUCCCAGAAUAUCUCCGUCACCUGAAGAAAUUCAUACACAGGGUCCAGAAAUCACCGUCACACAGGCAUGCCUGGAGGGAAAGCGUGGAUCGGAUGGAACCAUCACGGAAGAGCCUCGAUUACUUUGAGCCCUCGCGGAAGAGCACAGACAGAAGGGAGAAAUCGAGGGCAACCCGAGACCGAAGCAUAACAGAUCACAGAUACAGCAACGUUGAGAAGACAGACAAUUCGAAGACCCCAUUCGAACAUUUCGAGAAAUCCAGGCGAAGUGUUGACAUCUUUGAGAGGCCGAAGAGGACCGUCGAGCAGCUGGACUGUGGCAGGAAGAGCGUGGAUAGAUUGGACCGGGUCUGGGCAAGUUAAAAAAAGGGAAAUGAAUGGCUGUUUUAACAUCUUAUACAAGGAGGUAUACAUGGGGCUUGGUUGUUUUGGGGGUGUUUUACUUGCUGUAUUUAUCUGUUCUUCACCCAUGUACUGGAAGAAGGUGUGGUAGCAUUAAGAGUUGGUUUGCUGAAAAAGAAACAAAAGGAAACGAGGGGAGAAGGAAGAGCUAACCGACUGAUGGUGUGCUAGUCUCUGUAAAACUUGUACCAGUGUUGUUUAUCUGGUCUUCAACAAACCGGUGGUGGUUGUUCUAUUCUGUUAAGAAAUGUUAAAUUAAACAGUUAAUUGA